Eublepharis macularius is the source of this 4024-nucleotide messenger RNA. Its product is annotated as broad substrate specificity ATP-binding cassette transporter ABCG2-like. The transcript is spliced from 16 exons. The record is from RefSeq and is a predicted model, not a curated record. Gene Ontology annotation, cellular component: plasma membrane. Lineage: Eukaryota; Metazoa; Chordata; Lepidosauria; Squamata; Eublepharidae. Gene Ontology annotation, molecular function: ATP binding; ATP hydrolysis activity; ABC-type transporter activity. Bases 126 to 2252 code for a protein of 708 amino acids.
GUUUAUGUAACUUUACUCGAACGGAGCGCUCAAAAGCCCAGAGUGAGCUGCUUAGAGAAAGAGUCCUUCGGCAGUCUGCCAAGCAGAGCUCAGCAGCCAAGCAAAGAAAGAGGAACUUCAUACCGAUGGGAACCGUUGAUAACUUUGUGAGCAUUGGACCCAUAGAGUUCGGCAACCGUGGAAAAGAUGCAGGCGCACCGGCUUGUUUAUCCAACCAGGCACAUGCAACCACAGGGAAUGAAGGAGAGCAAGUGGGCACAUUCUUACGUGCGGUGCCAACCAGGGAAUCUCUCCGGUCCCCUCGGGGGUCAGUUGUGAGUUUCCACAACAUCCAAUAUUCCGUCAAGCAAUACAGUGGGUUCCCAUGCAAGCGGACAGUGGUGGAGAAGAAAAUCCUUCAGAAUGUGUACGGAGUUAUGAAGCCGGGCAUGAAUGCUAUUCUAGGUCCGACAGGCAGCGGUAAAUCGUCUCUCCUCGAUGUUUUGGCUGCUCGAAAGGAUCCCACUGGUUUGUCUGGCAAUGUUCUUAUAGACGGUGCCCUACAGCCUCCAAAUUUCAAGUGCAUCUCAGGAUACGUCGUCCAGGACGACGUUGUCAUGGGCACAAUGACGGUGCGGGAGAAUUUGCUCUUCUCUGCAGCCUUGCGGCUGCCAUGUUCGAUCAGCUUCCAAGAGAAAGCAGAGCGAGUGACCCAGAUCAUCAGCGAGUUGGGGCUGAGCAAAGUGGCAGAUGCUAAGGUAGGAACAGAACUCAUCCGAGGAGUAUCUGGAGGGGAGCGGAAGAGGACCAACAUCGGAAUGGAGCUGAUCACAGAGCCCCCAGUGCUGUUCCUGGACGAGCCCACCACUGGCCUUGAUGCAAGCACGGCCAAUGCUGUACUGCUUCUGCUGAAAAGGCUCUCCAGGAGGGGCAGAACCAUUAUCUUCUCAAUCCAUCAGCCUCGUUAUUCUAUCUUCAAGCUUUUUGAUAGUCUGACUUUGCUGGCUUUGGGGAAGGUUCUCUAUCAUGGCCCAGCUAAGAAAGCGCUGGAAUAUUUUCGUUCCGUGGGGUAUGAAUGUGAACCAUUCAACAACCCGGCUGACUUUUUUCUUGAUGUGAUCAAUGGUGAUUCUACAGCUGUGGCUGCAGGGAAAGAUGGUCAGAAGUCCAAGGCAACAGAUGGGAAAAUCCACACUGAGACAGACAGUGAGAACCCUGUGGAAGAGGAGGAAGGCGUGGCAAAGUCCGUGGUGGACUCUCUGCAUGAGAAAUACAUACGCUCCAGUCAAUACCAGGACCUGAUGAAGGAGCUACAGACAUGGGAAAAUGCCCAGGGGAUCUCUCAAAAGAAGCCAAGGCACGGGACUCAAGUGACAUACGCGAAUGGUUUCUUCACUCAACUCUACUGGGUAUCGCAGCGCUCCCUCAAAAACCUCAUUCGAAAUCCUCAGGCUUCUGUGGCCCAAGUUCUGGUAACUAUCAUCUUGGCACUAAUUGUAGGGGCCAUUUUCUUUGGUGUGAAGCUUGAUCAGAGCGGCAUUCAAAAUCGAGUUGGAUCCUUGUUUUUUGUAACCACAAACCAGUGCUUCUCCAGCGUGUCUUCCAUUGAACUGUUCAUCAGGGAUAAGAAAUUGUUUAUCCACCAGUAUACCAGUGGUUAUUACCGAGUGUCGGCCUAUUUCCUUGCUCUGAUGUUUGGAGACCUGCUGCCUAUGAGGACUAUGCCCGCAAUUGUCUUUUCGUGCAUCAGCUACUGGAUGAUUGGCUACCAGGCCGAGGCAGGACGGUUCUUCUUCUUCAUGCUGACGCUGGUGCUGUUGUCCUACACGGCCACUUCCAUGGCCCUGGCGAUCUCUGCUGGGAUGAAUGUGGUGGCCAUUGCUAACCUCAUCAUCACAAUUUGCUUCGUUUUCAUGCUGCUCUUUUCGGGCUUAUUGGUGAAUCUUCCUUCCGUGAUGGAUUGGCUGAACUGGCUGAAAUAUUUCAGCAUUCCUAGAUACGGUCUCACGGCCCUUGAAGUAAACGAGCUUAGAGGUCUGUAUUUCUGUGGCGAUAAUAAACCGAACAACAGUGAAUCCUUGUCGGUGAAUAGUUGUUCCCAAAAUAUUUCUCAUCUUGAGCAACCUUGUUCUGGUGAAACAUACCUCUGCAGCCAGGGAAUAGAGCCAACCAACUGGGCCAUGUGGGAGAACGUCGUUGCUCUUCUCUGCAUGACAGUCAUCUUCCUCCUGAUAGCCUAUGCCAAACUCCGGUUCAUGAAAAAGUUCACCUGACAUCUUCCUUCAGCUGCAAGAUGGAUGGCAUUCAAGAUGCGAUGAUGUAGCAGUUCCAACUGACAAGAGACAUUUUCUUUAUCCCUUUUAGAGGAUCCUAUUGUGCCUGCAACUGUUUAAACUUAAUCUCAUUUCUUGUAAAGGAAUGAUUGGACUAACAAGCCCUUGCAUAUAAAAUCCCACAUUUGGCCUUUGUUUUGAGGCCAACCUCAAUGUUUCUUGGGAAAUUUGUUUGGCUCCACUGUGGCUCAGUGGAAGAAGCUCUGCUUUGCAUGUAUAAGGUCCCAGGAUCAAUCCCCCGCAUCUCCAGUUAAAAGUACUAGGUAGGAGCCAAGAGUGGCAAGCUACUGCCAGUGGGAGCGGUCAAUACUGACCAUGAAGAACCAAUGCUGUAUAAGCAGCUUCACGUGCCCAUGUGUUUAUCAGUACCUAGUUUUCUUGGAGGGCAACUGUUGGGGUUAUGGAGACUGUUGGGGUAAUGGGUCAUUCAUUACUUCUAUUCCAAUUCCUUCUUGCCAGCUAUUUGUGUUCUACAGAUAUCACUUGCCGUAUACCUAUUUUGCAUAUAGGAGUGCAAGAGGCUGACCUUUAUGUUUAGGUUGUCAACUCCAGGUUGAAAAAGUUCUGGAGAUUUGAGGGCAGAGCCUGGGGACGCCAGACUUUGGAGAAGAGAGGGGUGUAAUGUUAUAGAGUCGACCUUCCCAAGCUGCUAUUUCCUCCGGGGAAACUUGUAGUAAUGACCCACGAGACCCAGAUCCAGAUGCAAAGUCUGUCCCUCCCAAAAUGGAGGCCAGAGUUUUAUUGAGAAGUUAACAGGAAAUCCCGGAAAAGAGCAAUGACCAAAUAUGUCUAUAGCAACAGUUACAACAACAGUAACGUGUUCUAAACCAGUCUCAGGCAGAUGGACAAGUACGCUGUGAUCAGCCUUUGUCUUAUCUGUGUAGCACAGUGAAAAGCACAGAGUGAGCUGUAAGGCGUGUGAGAAUGCUGCUUAGAGUGUAUGGGAAUAUUGUGCUCUGUGAAGGAUGAGAGAAUGAAAUGAUACAUAUUAAAGCUACUCCUUGACUCCUGUGUGGCAUGCCUACUCCAGGAACCAGGAAUGUAGGAAUGUAAAGAGUCAGCUAAUGCAGGCUGUGUGGCAUGCCAAUCUCCAGCCUACAAAACUGAUCUUUGCGGUCUGGAGAUCAGUUGUAAUUCUGUAAGCUGGCAACCCUACUUUGGGUAUAACCUUCCCCCCCCCGCAAGGUUUACUCAUUUGGACUCCUUUAUCCUUAUUUAGGGUUGCCAGGUCCCCUUACCUUCCCAGUAGGAGGUUAAAGGACCUGCACUUACCUUCUGCCUUGCCCAUGAUCUUUUUCAUGUGCACGCUCCCAGCACUUGCAUGAUGACAUCACUGGUCUGGCCCCAGCAAAGCAGUGAUUAUAUUUUCCGAGAACUAUGCAUUGUUAAGCAGAUUCCUUGAUGGCCCUAGAAAGUUGAUUAUUGUGCAGCAAACCAUGACAUGUAAAUAUGGCCUGAAUUUGGAUGCGGAAGCCAAAGAAUAAAGCUAUUGUCAAAGGACAACCGAUGAAAAUACGACGGGCUUCUGGUAUUAACCCCGUUUCUGAAUUCAAAUUCCUUCGUCAGGUAAAGUGUAAAGAAAUCUUCAACAGAUUGCAUACACUUUCUCUCAUGUAAACAUCUUAAGUCAUUAAUUGUUGCCAAAAUACAAAGGGCAAUACACUCCUACCAGGGCUUUUUUCCUGGGGAAAGAGGUGGUGGAACUCAGUGGG